This is a messenger RNA of Nilaparvata lugens (brown planthopper), 2993 nucleotides long. RefSeq names its product very long-chain-fatty-acid--CoA ligase bubblegum. Gene Ontology annotation, cellular component: endoplasmic reticulum; membrane. The coding region runs from base 272 to 2500 and encodes 742 amino acids. NCBI's taxonomy places the organism in Eukaryota, Metazoa, Arthropoda, Insecta, Hemiptera, Delphacidae. The record is from RefSeq and is a predicted model, not a curated record. Gene Ontology annotation, molecular function: long-chain fatty acid-CoA ligase activity. The transcript is spliced from 15 exons.
CUCCUUCAAUAUUUAUCAGUAAAAUGUAAUUUGUACGUUCAGCUAUUAUUCAAACUAAAUUUUCUUGUUUUAAUUUUUAAAUUGUCCAAAUUAUACAGUGUAGAUCCAGUUUUUAAAUGAACUUUAAUCCAAGUGCGUGUAUUUGUUUUUGAGAUUUCUUUUUAAAUUGUCGAGGAAAUUAUAAAAGAAAUGAUAAAUGUUAGAAACAUGAAUCGUACAUAACCAUAACCAUGCUAAUACUUUCCGAAUUUUUUUUAUUCAAUGAACCAACAUGAAAUAUGCUGGAAUUUUUAUGAGAGCAGUAAAUAAAUUGGCUUAUAAUAAGAGACAGUUUACAAGACACUACAGUAACGGUCAAUUAGAUGUAGUGAAGUAUAAUUUCUAUGUAAACAGACUUAAGUGUUGCUCUGUGAAAUUAUCCAGUAAACAUUCUCCAAAUUUGGUGAAAUUUUUAAAUGUGUCAAAAUGUUCCGUUCAAAUGUAUAAUGUGUCAAGAAGAUUAUCAACAGAAUGCUCAAAUGAUGCUUCAGCCGGCAAGCUUAAAACUGUCAACCUGAGUUGCACUGAAAAUGAAGGCCCCACCCAAAUCCUGCCCUCCGAGGAGCUGUGGACUUCGGAUCCGGCCGGCCGAAUCAAGAUUAGGGGCAAAGACCUGGAAGAGUGUCCUCCCAUCUCGGUGCCAGGCCUACUCAACAGAACGGCCACCAACUACCCUGACAGAAUUGCUCUAGCUCUCAAGCAACCCGACGGCAAAUACCAAGAGAUCACCUACAAACAAUACGAGGAGAAUGUGAGAAUAGUGGCCAAAGCAUUCAUCCACUUGGGUCUGGAACGCUACAGUUCGGUUGGCAUCAUUGGAUUCAAUUCGCCCGAAUGGUUCUACACAGAUUUGGCCGCCAUUUAUGCCGGUGGUUUUGCGGCCGGUAUGUACACGACUAACAGUCCGGAGGCAUGUCAUCACUGCCUGGAGUCCAGCCGAGCCAAUCUGUGCGUCGUGGAGGACGACAAACAACUGCAAAAGAUUCUAGAGAUCAAGGACAGACUCCCCCACCUCAAGAAGAUCAUUCAGUACAGUGGCAAAGUCGAGACGCCUGAUGUUCUAAGUUGGGAAGAUGUGCUGAAGAUAGGAAACGAGCAGAGUGAUGACCAACUUAACGAAGUUCUGAAAAAGAUUGGAGUCAACGAGUGCUGUACCCUCGUUUAUACUUCAGGUACCGAAGGAAAGCCAAAGGCAGUUAUGCUGUCUCACGACAAUUUGACCUAUGACGCGGCAUCUCUAACCAAACACUUGAAAGUCGACUGUAACAAUGUUGAAAUUCUUAUCAGCUAUCUUCCUCUUAGUCACGUGGCAGCACAGGUAAUUUCCAAUAAUAUGUUUGAAAUUGAAAAAAUAUAUACUUUGCAGGGUUCCCUGGGACAAACCCUGGCCGAAACGCAUCCGACAAUUUUCCUGGGCGUGCCUAGGGUUUGGGAGAAGAUCCAGGAGAAAAUGCUGGCCCUGGGCAAACAGGUGUCAUCCGUCAAGCGAACUCUGGCCUCCUGGGCAAAGAUGUCCGCCCUACAACACCACGAAGCCGCCUUGAAGGGACACACUUCAGAGUCGUACCGAUUCAAGCUGUACAAAUGGCUGGUGUUUGAUAAGAUUAAGGCGAGGAUGGGACUUGGGCAGUGCAAGGCAUUCAUAUCAGCCGCUGCGCCAAUCUCGGACGAUGUCAAGAGAUACUUCAUGAGUCUCGAUAUUCUCAUCAUUGAGGCAUUUGGAAUGUCUGAGUGUGCGGGUGCGCAUACUUGCGGCGACUACAACAAGUUCUCUUUGAAAGGAGUGGGGGUAACAUUGCCGGGCUGCUCCACUAAGCUCGAUAAUAUCAAGGAUGGAGAAGGAGAGAUAUGCAUGAGCGGCAGACACGUGUUUAUGGGUUACCUGGGCCAACCUGACAAGACCAAGGACACAAUUGACGAGGGAGGUUGGCUGCAUUCGGGUGAUGUCGGCCGGCUCGACGAUAAAGGCAAUCUUUUCAUCACUGGAAGGAUAAAGGAAAUUCUGAUAACAGCUGGAGGAGAGAACAUUGCACCUGUGCCAAUUGAGGACACCGUCAAACAUGAGUUGCCAGUAGUCAGCAAUGCCCUGCUAAUUGGUGACAAGAGGAAGUUCCUCUCCAUCUUAUUAUCACUCAAGACUGAAGUGGACGAAGAAGGAAAACCUAUUGACAAAUUGACCCGCGAUGUUCAGGAUUGGUGCCAAGAUUUGGGCGCUCCCAGUCAAACUGUUUCUGAAAUACUUGCUGAUGCCGACAAACUCGAAAAGGUUAAGAAGGCUCUGCAUGAGGGACUCAAAAGGGCAAAUGCGAAAUCCAUUUCAAGAGCACAGCAUAUACAAAAGUUGGCCAUUCUACCACAGGACUUUGCCGUUGGAGAUGAACUUGGCCCCACGUUGAAAGUGAAGAGACCAGUAGUUUACAACAAGUACGCUGAAAUCAUUGAGGAAUUCUACAAGGAAUGAUAGUAAAAAGGCUGACACAACACAAAUUAGACUUAUUCUGACCACGUCAAGUGGUUGAAUAAAUAAUGAAGAAAGUUGCUCAAUCUCGCGGUGCUAAAAUCUAAUGAAAUCAAAAUAAUUUCGUGCAAUAUAAGUAUAAUAAUUAUGUAAAAAGUACUUACACGAUAUUUAAAAGUAUGUAUUGUUUUCUAUUUUUUUACAAAACCCAAACGCAGCUGCUUCGGUUUAGCUUUUGCAAAUUAUUUUAACUCUGUAAUGGAAUUCCACAAGUGCUGGAAUUUAAGUUAUUAUACAAAGAAAAGUGCCUUUAUUUUCAAUAAUAUUGUGAACAUAAAUAAAGAAUAGUACUGUGAAACCUUCAUAUUAUAAGAAUUAUUGUAUUGGAACAAUAUUUUUGACAUUCCAAGUCUAUUAUAUUAUCUGUUAUUGCAUGUAAAUAAAUAAUUGUUAUUCUAUGGUUGUUGUUUAGAUCAAUAAAUGAUUGAUUAUGUUA